AUGAGCUUAUUACCAUAUACAACAGUGGUUACAUUUGGUGACUCAACAACUGAUUCCGGUACUGCCUAUCAACUAUCGAAUCGAACUUGGCCACCUGUACCACCAUUUAAUUCCAAUGGGGGUUUUGCAGAUGGUCUUCUGUGGAAUCAAUAUUUCACCCAAAACUUCUUAACAAAUGCAACAUUGUACGAUUAUUCUUGUGGUAGUGCUACGACGGACAAUCGAUUGGCACAAGGAACAAUGAGUCGCAAUCCAAAUUUAAUUGCAAAUUAUGAUAUUCGUAGUAAAACAAAAUCACCUGGCGUUUGGCAACAAAUUCUUCAAUAUAAAAAUGCAGUAAAUAAUCAAACAAUUGAUUUUGAUCGAACACUUUACGUAAUAUGGUCUGGCACAAAUAAUUACUUUUUCAAUAAAACACUCACAACAUUGGAUACUGUACAAAGUAUUAUUGAUUGUUUGAAUGCAUUAAUUAAUUUUGGUGGACGAAAUUUAGUUCUAAUUAGUGAACCACCAUUUGAUCGAUUUCCAGCAUUUCGUAAUAAGAAUCAAACAAAUACAACGAAAUAUCUCUAUAUUGAGCAUAAUCAAAUUUUAACUAUGAAAUUACAUGAAUAUAAUUCAUCAUUAAAAACCUCAUUGAAUAUUCGCUUAUUCGAUAGUUAUUCAUUUAUUUCAAUGAUUAUAGAUAAUUAUGCUCAGUCUGGUUUUGAAAAUUUAGAUAGUUGCUGGGACACGAUAUCCGGUUCGACAGUACAAAUUUUGUGUCAAAAUAUAACAAAACAAAUAUUUUGUGAUGAAUAUCAUUUGACAUCGAAAAUGCAAGCGAUGCUUGCUAAAGAAUUUUAUCAUUUUCUGACUGAAAAACCAAAUGGUACAUAUACGACAACUACGACCAGUGCGCCUUCACAUGGAACAAGAAAGACAUCGAUAACUAUGCAUUUUUUCCUCGUUUUAUUGAUCUAUGUUUUCUAUUGA
Molecule: messenger RNA, 975 nt
Organism: Rotaria sp. Silwood2
Lineage: Eukaryota; Metazoa; Rotifera; Eurotatoria; Philodinida; Philodinidae
Source: the annotation of a GenBank genome assembly